AAUCCCUCCUCUCCUGAAGUGAUGCCAAUGACAAUUACAGAGCUGCAAAAUUUAAAUCAUUUUCCCGCCAGAGCCAGUGGGUGAAGCUCAUUUCAGUUUCAUUUUCUCUGACGCCCUCUCUGUGUCGGACCAUCUCACUCUGUGGUAGACUCAAUGGCAGAAACAAGCAUCUCACUUUCUCAGGAUCAGUUUACCUGUCCAGUGUGUCUGGAAAUUGUAGUGGAGCCGGUCACAAUCCCUUGUGGACACAACUACUGCAUGAGAUGCCUCAGUGACUACUGGGAUCAGAGCGAAGUCUACAGCUGUCCUCAGUGCAGAGAAACAUUCAUCUCAAGGCCUGCACUUUGUAGAAAUGUCAUGCUGGCUGAUGUUGCAGAGAAAAUAAGGAAGUCAAAACUCCAUUUGGCAAAGACAGAAUGGCAGACAGAAUGUGGAGAGGUACUCUGUGACGAAUGUGCAGGCACAAAGAAGAAAGCCAUCCAGACGUGUCUGACAUGCCUGGCCUCCUACUGUGAGACUCACAUCCAGCCUCACUGGCAGUUUGAAACUAUGAAGAAACACAAACUGGAAAAGCCAAUGGGAAACCUGCACCAGAGGAUCUGCUCCAAACACCAGAGGCUUAUGGAACUUUUCUGCAAAACUGAUCAGAGUUGUAUCUGCUCUUUAUGUGUAGCAACUAAACACAGAAAUCACGACACGGUGACACCUGAUAUGGAAAGAACAGAGAAACAGGAACAGAUGAUGAUGACAAAAAGAGAAAUCCAAAAGAGACUCCAGCAAAAACAAAAGAAACUGGAAGAGGUCAAAGAUUAUGUGUGUCUGAUUAAGACCUCUGUAGACAGGGAGGUGCAGCAAAUUGAGAAGAGUCUCUCAGAUCUGAUCUGCUGCCUCAAAGAAACCCUUGGGAAUCUGAUGAAGAAGAUGAGAGAGCAAGAGGAGAGAGAAGUUGCAAAGGCUGAAGAAAUUAUAGAGAGAAUAGAGAAGGACAUCCAGGACCUCAAGAGAAGCGACACUGAACUCACUGAACUCUCUGAGACGGAUGAUGAUAUCAUAUUCCUCCAGACAUUCACAUCAUUCUGUGUUCCCUCGGGAAGUAGAGAAUCCCUCAGCUUUGCUCUCACUGGUCAGUGUUUUACUGAAAACCUGAAAAAAGAGCUGUCAUAUCUGAAAGAACGGCUGGAGAACUUCAGCUUUCAGGAAAUUGUGAAAUUCAUUCCAGUAGUGAGAGAUGUUCCACUGUCUCCGCUGUUCCAGACAAGACAUGAGUUUUUAAGAUACUCUUUCCAACUUACACUUGACCCUAACACAAUGAACAAAGAACUAUCUCUGUCUGAAAGAAACAGGAAGGUGACACGAGGGAGAAAGAUGCAAUAUGGGGAUCACCCUGACAGAUUUGAACACUGGCGUCAAGUGCUGUGCAGACAGGGGAUAAUUGGGAUUCGCUGUUAUUGGGAAGUAGAGUGGAUAGGUAAGGGGGCUUCUAUAGGUGUUGCAUAUAAAGAUAUGUGCAGGAAAGGAAAAGGUGCAGAGUCUGGCCUUGGAGGUAAUGAUAAAUCCUGGAGUGUUGACUGCUCUACUACCAGGUAUUCUGUGUGGCACAGUAACAAGGAGACAGAGAUAACUGCCCCACUCUGUCACAGAAUAGGAGUGUAUCUGGACUGUCCUGCUGGCUGUGUUUCAUUUUAUAUCGUCUCAGAAGACACAAUGACCCUCUUGUACAGGUUUAAAGCAUCCUUCACUGAGCCUCUCUAUCCUGGGUUUGGGAUUGGUGUUGAUUCCAGUCUAAUAAUUUGCCAUCUCUGACCCAUCUAAUUAGUCAUCACUGUCAUUUGCAAACAUCCUCGUGUGUCUGAAGGAUUUCCCUUAUAUAAAUCAGUUACUUGAGGCUGUGGAGGAAUUUGACUUUCAAGGAGAUGGUGAGUGUGUGGAUGUGAGUUGGUGGGGUGGACAUAGAAGUGAAAAAAGAAAGAAAUUUGAUUCUAUAUUACUGCUUAUCGCCAUUAUUUUAUUUAAACUGUAUUUUGGUAGCCUGUGUGCUGGGAGGAAAUAUGCAUUAAUCACAAAGCAACUCUAGUUUAGGCCCAGGGCAGCUCUGAACAUUUAUGAAUGCUUGUAAUAUACAUUGUCAAGAAAAUUAUAAAACAGCUUUAUAAUUCAUUUAAAGGCUUCAGAGAGAGGACAUUUUUUGUAACACGGUUUUUUCUUCAUGUACAUUUUUUUCUUAAUUUUCAUUUUAAUGAAAAUCUAUACUUUAAUCUCCCUCAUGUUAUUGCCUCUUUCUAAAAUUUGCAGCAAUGUUUUAUUUAAAUAUAACUUAGUUGCAUUUUUAAUAUAAACUAUUCAACCUAAAUAUCUUAAUCAGUAAUUGUACUGUAAGUACCAUUUUACUAUAAAUAAAUAAAAU
Erpetoichthys calabaricus (reedfish) is the source of this 2404-nucleotide messenger RNA. Its product is annotated as tripartite motif-containing protein 16-like. Gene Ontology annotation, molecular function: protein binding; zinc ion binding. The transcript has 6 exons. The coding region runs from base 154 to 1803 and encodes 549 amino acids. The record is from RefSeq and is a predicted model, not a curated record. Lineage: Eukaryota; Metazoa; Chordata; Cladistia; Polypteriformes; Polypteridae.